Molecule: messenger RNA, 3796 nt
Organism: Aegilops tauschii subsp. strangulata
Lineage: Eukaryota; Viridiplantae; Streptophyta; Magnoliopsida; Poales; Poaceae
Source: RefSeq, a predicted model, not a curated record
ACGGUAUGCUUUACUACCGCAAGAUAUUCAAGGGAUUAACAUCUGCAUCAUGAAAGUUGCAGCACAUUGAUCAUUCGUGAUGUAUAAAUGAAGAACACUGGGUGCUGGCCUGACAGACACUCCAUCGCCAUCGUCCUCCUCAGUUGUGUAUGUGUGCCUAGCUUCAGCAAUGGCGUCCUUGACAAAUCUUAUAGUACUACCACUUCUCUUGCUCGCCACCUUCUCUCCUACACCAUCACUGUGCUAUGUCAGUCCAUCUGCUGCAGGGGUACAUGAGGGUGCUACACAAACAUCUGCCUACCGCACUUACAUUGUGCUCGUCAAGCCACCUCCCUCAGGUACCAACGAAGAGGGGCAUCGUCGGUGGUAUGAGACUUUCUUGCCGAGCUCACACAUCGGCGAAUCUGGGGAGCCACGUCUCCUCCACUCCUACAUCGAGGUGUUCAGCGGCUUCGCGGCGAGGCUCACAGAGGCUGAGCUCGACGCGGUCACCAAGAAGCCGGGGUUCGUGCGCGCGUUCCCAGAUCGGACGCUGCAGCUCAUGACCACGCACACGCCGGAGUUCCUCGGGCUGAGGAAUGGCACCGGAUUUUGGAGCGACGCAGGCUACGGGAAGGGAGUGGUCAUCGGGCUGCUCGACACCGGGAUCUAUGCAACACAUCCUUCGUUCGACGAUCAUGGUGUCCAAUCACCCCCGACAAGGUGGAAGAGCUCGUGCAAGGCGGUCAGGUGCAACAACAAGCUCAUCGGUGCCAACUCAUUUACUGGAGAUAACGACUCGUACGAUUACGUGGGGCACGGAACACACACCUCAUCCACUGCCGCCGGCAACUUCGUCACCGAUGCGUCAGACCAUGGCGUGGGCACGGGCACUGCUUCCGGAAUUGCUCCAGGUGCCCACAUCGCCAUGUACAAGGUGUGCACCGCCGAGGGCUGCGAAGAAUCCGCCGUAGUGGCCGGCCUGGAUGCGGCCAUCAAGGAUGGGGUGGACGUGCUCUCGCUAUCUCUCAGUAGCCUCACCGGUGUCAGCUUCAAUAAGGACCCCAUCGCCAUCGGCGCGUUCAGUGCUAUAUCCAAGGGCAUCAUUGUGGUGUGUGCGGCUGGCAACAAAGGUCCUGCUCCACAGUCGGUCUCCAACAGUGCACCGUGGUUGCUCACGGUUGCCGCUGGCUCAGUGGACCGGAGAUUCGACGCUGGCGUGCAUCUCGGCAACGGCAAGCGCAUGGACGGAGAAGCAUUUACCCCGGCUAUAAAGCCAACCUCAAAGCCAUACCCUCUCCUCUACUCCGAGGAGCAUCGUUUCUGCCAGAAUGCGUCUUACGGUUCAGUUGCCGGGAAAAUAAUUGUUUGUCAGUCCACAACACCCAUGGCUCGCUAUUCUGACAUUUCGAAGCUAAUGGGUCAUGGUGCGGCUGGCGUGGUUCUUUUCAAUGACAAAGCCACUGGCUACACCAUUAUUCUUCAGGAUUUCGACGAAGCGAGAGUGGUGCAGGUGACCUUCGCCGACGGCAUCGCCCUCGCAACUUACACGAAGACAUCAUUGAACAACGCCGUUGCCACUUUCACAUAUAACAACACAGUGUUGGGUGUUCGUCCGAACCCGGUCGUGGCAUCAUUCUCUUCCCGGGGUCCAAGCUCCGUCGCUCCCGGUGUGCUCAAGCCGGACAUUCUUGCGCCCGGGCUCAACAUCCUUGCGGCGUGGCCAAGUCCCCCUUUCAAAAUCAUAUCGGGCACGUCCAUGGCAACGCCACAUGUCAGUGGUGCUGCGGCGCUUAUCAAAAGCUUGCAUCCUGACUGGUCACCGGCUGCCAUCAAGUCGGCCAUCCUGACAACCUCGGACACCACGGAUAAUAUCAGCGGCUCCAUCUUGAACGAGAGGCAUGAUAAAGCCAGUGCGUAUGAUAGAGGCGCCGGCCAUGUGAACCCGGCGAGAGCCGCCGAUCCUGGUCUGGUGUACGACCUCGGUGUAACCGACUAUGCAGGCUACAUCUGCUGGCUCCUCGGCGACGAAGGCUUGGUGACCAUCGUACGCAACUCGAGCUUGACCUGCGCGAAGCUGCCCAAGGUCAAGGACGUUCAGCUCAACUACCCUACUCUAACUGUGCCGCUAGCAUCAACGCCGUUCACCGUGACCCGGACGGUGACGAACGUUGGGCCGGCAGAUUCUACUUACGCCGCCAAGGUAGACUCACCAAGCUCUAUGAAAGUGCAUGUCUCCCCAGAGACACUGGUGUUCUCCAAAGCUGGAGGAAAGAAGACGUUCAGCGUGACGGUGAGCUGCCAAGGCGUGGGUGCAUCGGAAAUCUUUGUGGAGGGAAGCUUGAGCUGGGUGUCAAAGAAGAAUGUUGUGCGCAGUCCCAUUGUGGCUAUCCGUGGAGCAGGAGGUCCUGCUCCCGCUCCAUCACCAUGAACAAUAUCCGUGCCCUGAGAUUUCAGGCUUAGUGUUUUUUUUUGUCAGAUCAAACAUGGCAAUGGAGUAAGAUUUGUGUGAUUGUGUCGUCUGUGUUUGUUUUUCUAAUAAGAGUUUUAUUAAGAACUGCAGAAACUUGUGAAAUUCUGUUGUUGUUUAAUCCUGAUAAUCUCUUGUCGGAUAAGGAACAGUAGAAACAAGUGAAAUAUAGACUCAGUUGUGUCAGAGCACAGGCAAUCUGUUGUUAAACUCCCAACUUCCUCUUGAAUGCGGAGCUCCUUGUAAUUCUUCAAGAAAAGAGAUGUGAAGGGGGAAUGAGGCACAAGCAUCACCCUGUAGGUUCUUGAAUUUUCAAACUGAAACAAAAACUUCCGAUUUGACACCUUUCCGACUUUCAGAUUUGAUUUAAAAUUUUAAAUCAACUUUCGACUGAUUUUCUGAACUUGUGCUUUGGCCGAAACAUUUGAUGGGGAGAGAGAUGGGCUAAUGUGGCAAAAUCUGCUCAGUGGCUUGUCACAUGGCAAAAUGACAUGCUGAUUUGGAUCCAUGUCAGCAAAACCGGUAUUCGGACGGCUUGAAUGUUUGAGCGGAUAGAAUGGACUAAAGCUAUUGGCCAGGACAAGUUUCUGCUCUUGUAUUUUGAACACAAAUAGGGUUCAGGACAAGUCCUGCGUAGUGGUUAUUAGAUACCACUCAUCAAAGAAAGAGGAGCUGGUGGAGAAGUUUUGCCUACGGGCAGCAGCUGCGCUAUACUUUGCCUGGAAUAUUUGGAAUGAGUGAAACCGAAGAAUCUUCCAAAACCUAUCUUCAACUGCUGAUAUGGUGUUAUUUCUAUAAUGGAAAGGGGAUUAGCCCGGUUCAAAAAAAAAACUGUUGAUAUGGUGGCUUGCUUAACCAGGUCUGACUUAGCAUACUUGGACAUGGCCAAUGUGAGGCCUUAGCUUUGUAAAUCUGUUGUUUCUCUUUCUUUUUGCUGCCUUUGGGCUUCAAACCUCUCCCUUGUAAAUUCCUAAUCUAUAUUGAAAAGGCAGAGCACCUGCCAUUAGCCCUCAAAAAAAAGGAGCUGAUUGAAUCUUAAAGAUUUCACGGUAGCUGAUUGACUAAAGGGCCUUCAACGUAGAUGACACAUCUACAUUUCUGAACCACACACAACAGGACUGCACAAAUAGCAUUUGUGUUAAGAAGACAACAAGUAGUAGAAAUUGAACAUCCAACCACUUUACAACUAAUACUCCAAUAGGCAGUAAAAUGCCACUCGAUCAUUAGUUAAACAGAUUAAAUCUUUAGCACUGUCACACCAAGAAGAGGCACUGGAAAUAGCCGUUUCAAUUUGGUGAUCAGUUCGAUCUCACCUGAUCUCAUUUCUAUCACUACUACUACAUUGAC